GCAAAAAAAAAGUAUUUAAAUUGCAAUAAUUUUCUAACAAAUUAGAAUUUUGAAAAAAGAGAAAAAAAAAUACUGACUCGAGUUUAUCUAUAAAAGUUUAUCAAGUUAUAACAAGUUUAUCAUGUCAAAUAUUACUCUGUAGUUACAUUUCUGCGGCCUGCAAAGUGGCUCGCAUGGUUAUUUUUACCGCAAGUUUAAUCGUUCUCGAACUAUAAUCGAAUGUUAAUUUCUUUUUAUUCCAUCGUACUCCCUGAAAAUUUUUUACAUAUUUUCGUAAUUUCAAGUCUCAUAGUUUUUGAGUACGUUAAAACAAAAUGAAAUGUAAAGUUUACUAUACAUAGUUUUCCUUAAAAUAAGUUUUAAAAAUAAAUAUAACUUAUCAAAAAGUACAUGUAACUUAUCUGCUGUUUUACGAUUGUAAAACGGUGCAUGUCUGGAAACUUAAUUAGGCAAUAUCAUAGAAUUAUAGUAAAGGAAUACAACUUUUUGUUUUAAGAUUUUAAUUCGGAAUAAUAUUGUUACGUAGAAUGGGAUUGUUACGACUCUUUUUCUCACAUUUUAAUUUAAAUAAUGGAACAAAAAAAAAAAAGCUGAAAUGACAAAAUAAGUUGUACAUAAGUAUCAUAAUAUGUUAACUAAAAAAUUUUAAUGCAGCUUAAACAAUUAUAUCUUAAAUAUUUCAGUAAUAGAAAUAGAACAGAAUUAAAAUACCUUUAAAUAAAGGAAAAAUAAAUCAUUAUAAAUUUUAUUAGCUUUAUGUUGAUGGCCACUGAGUAUUUUUGGAUCUUCUGUGAUAAUGAAGGAUUCCGUCAUAGAUUUUUCUGUCCAAUAAGAAUGAACCGAUAAAGAUGAAAAGACGAAGUUCUUUUUUUUUUUUUUUUUUUAAAUGUUAUACGGAGAAAAAAUGAUUACACUUGCUUUCAAAACUCUGAUUCUAAAUUUAUUUUUAUGUUUUGUUAAAUUUUUAUAAGUGUUUAAGUUUGACAAUGAUAUCAACGAAAUCCAGUGCAAUAUUUUAACAGCACCUAGCAUCAACAGAGAUUUGUAUUUAAAUUUAUUGAUUUCAGAGAUUCCACAGGUGGUUGUGUUUAAUAGACCAUUCACACUUUCAUUCUUCAAUUUUUUUUUAAAACCUGAUGUAAGAAAAAAAUUAUAAAUAUCACCAAUACUAAUAAAAUAAUAAUAAUAAAAAAAUGCCCAACCAAUAGCAAACUAAUUACAAGCAAAUAAAUGUGUUAGAGAAGAAAGUGAAAGAAAUCCCUAAACUUUCUGUGUUUUCCCUUCGGAGAGAGAUUUCUCCCUCUAAUAAAUGCCACUGAUUGUUUUUGUGUAUCUGCGCAUGCCUUACUGCGCUGGUGCAUUUUCUAAGUUCUUGUAUCAAACGGUUCGUAUUUUCUUGGGGUGUUGAUUCUAUUGUCCUGAUUAUAUUUAGUGCAAUAGUACUGAGCGAUAAUUUUCAUUCCUCUAACAAAUGCGAACACAACAUAAAAUCGCGAUUUUCGGCAGUGACGGUGUUGGAAAAUCUUCUAUUGUGAUUCGGUAUGGGUAUCAAGAGUUUCAUGAAAAACUUGCUCGAGAUUUGGAAGAUGACUACAAUCUGCUAAGAGACAUAGAUGGAAAACAGUACCUGCUAAGUAUUCUGGAUGCUGUUGGCAAUAGAAAUUUCAGUGAAAAUUGCAAAGAAUUUACCAAAGAAUGUGGGGGAUUUGUUCUCGUGUAUUCCUUAACAGAUAAGUCCACUUUCAAUGACUUGCAAGAUUUAAGGGAACAGGUAUUAAGAAUGAAAGGCAGAGAUGAUGUACCAAUAAUUUUAGUGGGCAACAAAUGUGACUUGGAAGAUGAACGGGAGAUCAGCCAAGAUGAAGCUGCUAACUUAGCUAAGUUAUUUAACAAUUGUACUUUCAUAGAGUCAUCUGCUAAAGACGAUAUUAAUUUCAGCGAGAUUUUCAGUGAACUUGUCAGGCAAAUGAUAAUGGGACCGGUAUCUGAAAGUCCCGCAUCAGAAAGUCCAGUAUCUGAAGAUUAGAAACAUAUCAACGAGAAAGAGAAAUCUAAUUUUUUUGAAUGCGUA
This is a messenger RNA of Parasteatoda tepidariorum (common house spider), 2071 nucleotides long. RefSeq names its product ras-related protein Rap-1b. Gene Ontology annotation, cellular component: membrane. The record is from RefSeq and is a predicted model, not a curated record. Gene Ontology annotation, molecular function: GTP binding; GTPase activity. NCBI's taxonomy places the organism in Eukaryota, Metazoa, Arthropoda, Arachnida, Araneae, Theridiidae. Gene Ontology annotation, biological process: signal transduction.